This is a messenger RNA of Rotaria sp. Silwood1, 282 nucleotides long. The record is from the annotation of a GenBank genome assembly. NCBI's taxonomy places the organism in Eukaryota, Metazoa, Rotifera, Eurotatoria, Philodinida, Philodinidae.
AUGAUUUAUGAUUUAAUUCAUUGUCUUAUUUUACAGCAUUGUCACUUGACACAAGGCAUUAAUGAAAUUCGAACAUAUACAGAAUUGACAUCAAUUAAAAUCCCAAAUUUACUUCCACAACAACAAGCAUCCCAUGAUCAUGAAAAAUCAUCUGUUGAUUUUAUAUAUUCAGGACAGUGUAGUCCUUUAGCUGCUAUAUAUUCAACAAAUACUUAUAUAUUCCAGUCAUAUGUGCCUCAUUCAUCUGCAACAACAAAAAAAGAAAAUAUGGUGAAUAGAUAA